CUUAGACUCAGCAUCCUAUAUAACAAGCAGAAACUGAUAGCCCUCUGCUUUCUUCCAUGCAAGUGUCUCUUGUUCGGUACUCGCAAUCAUCACUUCAUCCUUGGCCUAGCUCAUUCUAUUCCCCAAUAGCCCCAUUAAUUUUUCUUAUAUAGGAUUUCUUUACUCCGACAAAAACACAAUAUCUUUUAUCUCUAAAAAUUAAGAUUUCUUCCUCACCUCCUUAAAACACAAUGUCAAGCAGAGGAUUACGUUCUAGGCAGUCAAGCGGUGUUUCUAGGAUCAGAGAUGAUCAGAUCACUGAUCUUGUUUCCAAGCUGCAACUACUUAUCCCUCAGCUUCGUAGAGGGCGCUCCCACAAGGUAUCAGCUUCCAAGGUCUUACAGGAGACCUGCAACUACAUCAGAAGCUUACACAGAGAGGUGGAAGACCUAAGCCACCGGUUAUCGGAGCUAUUAGCUUCAACAGACAUCGAUAAUGACCAAGCAGCCAUUAUCAGGAGUUUACUUAUGUAAUAAUCAGUCUUUCCCAUUCUCAGUUUCUUACCUUUAGCGACCAAGCAGCCAUUAUGUACGAUUUGGUGAAGAACUAUCACUAGCUAGUUGUAGUAAUGCAGAAACAAGGGGGUUAGAACUUAAGACAAUGGGCAGAUAACAAUGUUAAAUAACCCUUGUCAUCAAGACUGCACACUAAUCUAGUCUAUCAUCAUAUAUUAUAAUAAUAAUAAUAGUAGUAAUAAUAAUAAUAAUAAUAAUUCAACAUUUCUAAAUCAAA
Molecule: messenger RNA, 771 nt
Organism: Gossypium arboreum
Lineage: Eukaryota; Viridiplantae; Streptophyta; Magnoliopsida; Malvales; Malvaceae
Product: transcription factor PRE6-like
Exons: 2
Coding region: 231-512 (93 amino acids)
Biological process (GO): regulation of growth; regulation of DNA-templated transcription
Molecular function (GO): protein dimerization activity
Source: RefSeq, a predicted model, not a curated record